Messenger RNA from Amorphotheca resinae ATCC 22711, 2785 nucleotides. RefSeq lists its product as hypothetical. Gene Ontology annotation, cellular component: cytosol; ribonucleoprotein complex. The record is from RefSeq and is a predicted model, not a curated record. The coding region runs from base 210 to 2744 and encodes 844 amino acids. The transcript has 4 exons. NCBI's taxonomy places the organism in Eukaryota, Fungi, Ascomycota, Leotiomycetes, Helotiales, Amorphothecaceae. Gene Ontology annotation, biological process: translational elongation. Gene Ontology annotation, molecular function: ribosome binding; GTP binding; GTPase activity.
UCCUCAUUCAUCCUCCUCCCAUCGAAAGCAUCCAACCUUUCGCUGCGCAUCUCUAUCUUGUCUGUCGUGGUUCGUCCAAGACAGCUCUAGAUAGACUGGUACUCAGGUGGAAUAUCACCCCACCCUCGAGUCUGAUCAGUACGCUGCGGCGUUACCUAACAACAAGAAAAAACUUCAGUUAAUCAGCUUUUUGAAGCAACACCGCCACCAUGGUCAACUUCACAGUCGAAGAGGUCCGCGCCUUGAUGGACAAGGCUACGAACGUUCGUAACAUGUCCGUCAUUGCUCACGUCGACCACGGAAAGUCUACUCUUACCGAUUCCCUUCUCUCAAAAGCCGGUAUCAUCUCUGCCGCAAAGGCCGGUGAUGCUCGCGCAACCGAUACCCGUGCAGAUGAGCAGGAACGUGGUAUUACGAUCAAGUCCACUGCUAUCUCCCUGUACGGAAACCUGCCAGAUGAUGAGGAUCUCAAGGACAUUGUUGGCCAGAAGACCGACGGACGUGAUUUCUUGAUCAACUUGAUCGACUCUCCUGGUCACGUUGAUUUCUCCUCUGAAGUCACUGCUGCUCUCCGUGUCACUGAUGGUGCCCUUGUUGUCGUCGACACUAUUGAGGGUGUCUGUGUGCAAACUGAGACUGUGCUCCGUCAAGCUCUUGGUGAGCGUAUUAAGCCCGUUGUUAUCAUUAACAAGGUCGACCGUGCCCUUCUUGAGCUCCAGGUCUCCAAGGAAGAUCUCUACCAGUCUUUCUCAAGAACCAUCGAGUCCGUCAACGUCGUUAUCUCCACCUACUUCGACAAGACUCUGGGUGAUGUCCAGGUUUACCCAUACAAGGGCACCGUCGCUUUCGGUUCCGGUCUCCACGGAUGGGCUUUCACUGUCAGACAAUUCGCUCAACGAUAUGCCAAGAAGUUUGGUGUUGACAGAAAUAAGAUGAUGGAGCGUCUCUGGGGCGACAACUACUUCAACCCUCACACCAAGAAGUGGACCAACAAGGGAACCCACGAGGGCAAGCCUCUCGAGCGUGCCUUCAACCAAUUUAUCCUCGACCCCAUUUUCAGAAUCUUCGCUGCUGUCAUGAACUUCAAGAAGGAUGAAAUCCCAACCCUUCUCGAGAAGCUCAACAUCAAGCUUGCCCCAGAAGACAGGGAGAAGGAGGGCAAGCAAUUGCUUAAGGUUAUCAUGCGUACUUUCCUUCCUGCCGCUGACGCUCUUCUGGAGAUGCUGAUCUUGCACUUGCCAUCCCCCGUCACUGCUCAGAGAUAUCGUGCUGAGACUCUCUACGAGGGUCCCCCUGAUGACGAGGCCUGCAUUGGUAUCCGGGAGUGUGACCCCAAGGCUCCUCUCAUGUUGUACGUCUCCAAGAUGGUGCCAACCUCUGAUAAGGGUCGUUUCUACGCUUUCGGUCGUGUCUUCGCUGGUACCGUCCGAUCUGGUCUCAAGGUCCGCAUCCAGGGCCCCAACUACACCCCUGGCAAGAAGGACGAUCUCUUCAUCAAGGCUAUCCAGCGUACCGUUCUCAUGAUGGGUGGCAAGGUCGACCCAAUCGAUGAUGUCCCAGCUGGUAACAUUCUUGGAUUGGUCGGUAUUGAUCAAUUCUUGUUGAAGUCCGGUACCCUCACUACCAGUGAGACCGCCCACAACUUGAAGGUUAUGAAGUUCUCCGUUUCGCCCGUUGUGCAACGAUCCGUUGAGGUCAAGAACGCCCAAGAUCUUCCCAAGCUCGUUGAAGGUCUCAAGCGUCUCUCAAAAUCCGACCCUUGCGUGUUGACCUUCAUCUCUGAGUCUGGUGAGCACGUCGUUGCUGGUGCCGGUGAGUUGCACUUGGAAAUUUGCUUGAAGGAUCUCGAGGAAGAUCACGCUGGUGUUCCCCUCCGUAUCUCCGACCCUGUCGUCUCUUACCGUGAGACUGUUACCGGAAAGUCAAGUAUGACUGCCCUGUCGAAGUCGCCCAACAAGCACAACCGUCUGUACAUGGUUGCCGAGCCUCUUGACGAGGAGGUUUCAAAGGAGAUUGAGGCUGGCAAGAUCGGUCCCCGUGAUGAUUUCAAGGCCCGUGCCCGUAUCUUGGCUGACGAGCACGGAUGGGAUGUUACCGAUGCCCGAAAGAUUUGGUGCUUUGGUCCUGACACCAACGGUGCCAACUUGCUGGUUGACCAGACAAAGGCUGUUCAAUACUUGAACGAAAUCAAGGAUUCCGUCGUCUCCGGUUUCCAGUGGGCUACAAGAGAAGGUCCAAUUGCCGAAGAGCCAAUGCGAUCGAUCAGAUUCAACAUCCUGGAUGUUACCCUGCACGCUGAUGCUAUUCACCGUGGUGGUGGACAGGUCAUCCCCACUGCCCGUCGUGUCUUGUACGCCGCUACCCUUCUCGCCGAGCCAGGUCUUCUCGAGCCUGUCUUCUUGGUCGAGAUCCAAGUUCCCGAGAACGCCAUGGGUGGUGUCUACGGUGUCCUUACCCGAAGAAGAGGUCACGUCUUCAACGAGGAGCAACGACCAGGAACUCCUCUCUUCACCAUUAAGGCCUACCUCCCCGUCAUGGAGUCCUUCGGUUUCAACGCUGAUCUCCGCUCACAUACCUCUGGCCAGGCCUUCCCACAAUCCGUCUUCGACCACUGGCAGAUUCUUCCCGGUGGAUCACCAAUUGACGGAACCUCGAAGGUCGGUCAAGUUGUGCAGGAGAUGCGUAAGCGCAAGGGUCUCAAGGUUGAGGUUCCAGGUUACGAGAACUACUAUGACAAGCUGUAGAUGCAUCCUAUCUUUAUUGAUAGAUUUCCUCCUCAGCUCGG